Bombyx mori (domestic silkworm) is the source of this 2703-nucleotide messenger RNA. It is a transcript of the gene Ssdp, whose product is annotated as single-stranded DNA-binding protein 3. The record is from RefSeq and is marked provisional. Gene Ontology annotation, molecular function: protein binding; single-stranded DNA binding. Gene Ontology annotation, cellular component: nucleus. Lineage: Eukaryota; Metazoa; Arthropoda; Insecta; Lepidoptera; Bombycidae. Gene Ontology annotation, biological process: positive regulation of transcription by RNA polymerase II.
GUUAAAAGCGUUAAUGUAAAUAAUAAACAAUUCCAGUAAAAAAAUCGGCUUCCAGUCGAUAUGUAUGCCAAGGGCAAGGGCUCUACGGUGCCUUCGGACGCUCAGGCCCGCGAGAAAUUAGCGUUAUAUGUGUACGAAUAUUUAUUGCACGUCGGCGCUACCAAAGCGGCCCAAACAUUUCUUUCGGAAAUACGAUGGGAGAAGAAUAUAACGUUGGGGGAGCCUCCGGGGUUCCUGCAUUCGUGGUGGUGCGUGUUCUGGGACCUAUAUUGCGCUGCUCCGGAGAGACGCGACACGUGUGAACAUUCAUCCGAGGCAAAGGCAUUUCACGAUUACGGAUUUGUUAAUUCUGGAUAUGGAGUCAACGGUAUUGGACACAACGCCGGCCCGGCACCUCCUAACGACGGUAUGGGUGGUGGAGGAAUGCCACCAGGUUUCUUUCCGAAUUCGCCUCUUCGUCCGUCACCGCCGGCACCUCACCCUGGGUCGCAGCCGUCGCCUCACGGUCCCCAGCCACAGCUCAUGGGCACGGGGCAGCCUUUCAUCGGACCUUGGUAUUCGGCAGGUGGCCCGAGGGGCGCAGUCAGGAUGGGGAUGGGGAAUGAUUUCAAUGGACCGCCAGGUCAGGGGAUGAUGGGUAAUUCAAUGGAAAGAGGGGGGUCAGGUGCUGCAGGACUGCUGGGGCCCAGGAUGACGCCGCCGAGGCCCGGCAUGGGACCCAUGAGUCCAGGGGCGUACGCAGCGGGAAUGCGAGGUCCACCACCUCAGGGACCAGGUAUGGCGCCGAUGGGCAUGGGACCGCCCACACCCAUCAUGCCCAGCCCGCAAGACUCUUCUAACUCUGGCCUCGGGGGCGUGGACGGCAUGAAGUCGUCUCCCGGGGGCGUGGGCGGCGGCGGCCCCGGUACACCCCGGGAGGACUCCGGAUCCGGAAUGGGCGAUUAUAAUUUAAGUUUCGGGGGACCCGGAGGCGACCAAAGCGACCAAACGGAAUCCGCAGCAAUACUUAAGAUAAAAGAGAGCAUGCAGGAAGAGGCGAAACGUUUCGAGAAAGAUCCUGAUCAUCCGGACUACUUCAUGCAGUGAGACCCGAUACGUGCUGACCAAUGGAUUUCUCAAGAACCAUCAAGGACCUGCACCCGAGAAUAGGACAGUGCUUCAAGUGUAGAAAGUAAGAAAUUAUUUUGGUCCGCAAUGUAAUGAAGCACUAGAUUUAUUAUUAUUAAGAUAUAUUUUGUAUCAGCAUUUUUUUUAUUAGCAUGAGAGCCUAAAGGUUACGUUAACAAUUAUGUUUGACCGAAUGAUUACAACUCCCAGAAUUAUACUCCGAUCGAUGGAUGUCAUGACAUUAUGAGUGUGUAUCGUAGUGCUGUACAUUACACCGAGAUCUGUCAGUGAUUUCAAUUGGGUAGCUUAAAAGUUGCGUGAAAUUGUUUAAGUGAGUUUCAAUGUUUUAAACCGUGCUGUCUUUGUUUGGGAGAUAAUUUCUUCUGUUUGCUAGUGGACUCCCCAUUACUGUUACACAGCUAUGGUUUAUCAUUCUACUGAUGAAGAACUCAUAAAGUUUUGUGGGUUCUGCUGCGUUCAUGAACAGUCCAAUACUAGAGGUAGGGUCUUCAGUGUUCUAAUUCUAUACAACACACUGCCUUCUACUAUUCACUAUAUACAAAUGGUAUAAUGUAAUGUGUUUAUUUUUUGUUUACUAAUUUAACGGCUUCUGAAAUGACUUUUUUUCCUAAUUAUUCGCUGGUAGCUUAAGAGGCUAUUCUAGCUAUGUCCGGACGGGUAGGUGAGCUCACGGGCUCAACCUGAGAGAAUUUGCUAACACUAGCCCUAGCAAGAGUAGCUUAGCAGAAUCUACCACUGUAUCGGAACUGUGUUCCACUGAGAAGAUCCGGUGGGAAACUCAGUGGGCUAAAGAAACUCAGUGGGCUGACUCGUUCCAAAAUUCAACCUUCGGCCAAGUAUCCAUUGAGAGGUCAUUGACCUUCAAGUCAACACAAGUGAACUUCAAGUUGUUCAUAUUGAUGCCUAACAAACCGAAAGUGGACAUUUAUCGGAAUCUUGUGUGUGUGUGUUGGGUGUGGAUGACUUGUAUUUAUUGAAUCCGUGAACAGAAUUAAGAAGAAAAUAAGUCAAAGAUUGUGAACAGCUGAGCGCUCCAGGUGAAUGACCCCGUCAGCCUGUUCGUCACGGGUGUCCACUGCCUUGACGUCAAUUUAAAAAACUCGAGCAGUGUUGCCAGUUUCAAGGAAUUCCUCGUUUCAUUGGAAUUUAAAAAAAAUUAAAUUAAAUAAUGAUUAUUUUUUGUUAUCAUGUAUUUUCGUCGGAAGCAUUCAAACGUAUCAGAUCAGCUGUCAUUAAAACAAAUUUAACCCUUCGAGUGUGAAUCGUCGAUAUAUCGACUGUCUAUUAUUGCGUAUAAAGUACAGAGCGUCGGAAUAUCGAAAUUAUUAUGCUGUGAAUUUAGCAUUGAUUUUUUAAAAUUAAAGUUUUUUAUAAGCUUUUUUUUUUAAUCCUUAAUAUAUGUGAACAUAAGCUCAGCACUAAAAGGGUUAAAGUUUGCCUAGUAUAUCAGUGGGGGCUUCUCUGCGGGAUCUUAAUAAACAUUUAAUACCGUCCGCACACAUGUAACAAGCGAUUUAUCUGAUUUUUUCACACCAUAGCUUAGUAGCUGACAAAAACAGGAGUGUGGUACCGGGC